CAGUCGGCGUUGGCGCACAUCCUGGCUAUGGUGUACGAAGAGUCGUAUCCUCAAUCGCUGCAAUAAAUGAUCGUUCUUUCGUGUCCCUCCCUCUCUUGCUUCAGGUCUCUCUUUCCCCACCUUAUUAAUCUCUGCGUCAGGAGAAGAGAUCGCCCUCCCCGAACCAAAAAAAGGUUUGAAGCCGAAGAAGAAGAUGAUGAUGAUGGAGAAGUGAGAGGAAAAGAAACCCUAAACGGAGAAUAAAAGAACAGCUUAAUCAUCAUCAUCAUCUUUCAUCAUGAAGAAGAGGACUUCCCUCGGCCUCGUCGCCCUCUUCACGUCUCUCACCCUCCUCAUCACCAUGAAUCUCCAAUUCGAGCACCUCAAGAUCGAUGUGCAGCAUCACGAGCCUUUCGUGUCGACGGAGACACCGUGGGGGGGCGCACUCCAGGGGCUGCCCCGCGGCAUUGUCGAAUCGACGUCCGAUUUGAAGCUGAAGCCUCUCUGGAUGAGCUCCUCCUUUGAAUCUAAAGAAACUGGUGGAAGUUAUUCAGCUCUUUUGGCAAUGGCUGUUGGCAUUUCGCAGAAAGAAAAUGUGGACAGUGUGGUUCGUAAGUUCUUACAAGAAAAUUGCUCCAUAAUACUCUUCCAUUAUGAUGGGAAUGUGGAUGGAUGGCGUGAUCUUGAGUGGAACAGCAAGGCAAUACACAUAGUUGCUUAUAACCAAACAAAGUGGUGGUUUGCCAAACGCUUUUUACAUCCAGAUAUAGUCUUUUUCUAUGACUACCUUUUUUUAUGGGAUGAAGAUCUAGGAGUGGAGAAUUUUCAUCCUGGGAGGUACUUACAGGUAAUGUCUUCUGAAGGCUUAGAAAUAUCACAGCCUGCAUUGGAUCCUGAUCUUUCAUCUGAUAUACAUCACCGAAUUACAGUCCGAAACCGAAUGAAGAAGGUCCACAGACGAAUUUACAAUCGUCGUGGGAGUCUAAGGUGCUCUAAUGAAAGCAAAGAACCUCCAUGCACUGGAUGGGUUGAAGGGAUGGCUCCUGUAUUUUCUCGUGCUGCUUGGCAAUGUGUGUGGCAUCUCAUCCAGAAUGAUUUGGUUCAUGGAUGGGGUUUGGACAUGAAGCUUGGAUAUUGUGCUCAGGGUGACCGAACAAAGAAGGUUGGGGUGAUUGAUAGUGAAUUUAUUGUUCACAAGGGAAUACCGUCUUUAGGAGGGCCCUCUGCUAACAAGGCACGAAACCGAAGAUCCUUGGAUUCACGAACCCAUAUCAGAAGGCAGUCAACAGCCGAGCUUAAAAUCUUCAAGGCACGCUGGAAUAAGGCUGUGACUGAGGACAGAAAACUUUUAGUUGCUUCUGAAGUGUUCACGAAAAGGAAAGGAUGACAUAAGAAAAAAAAAUUUAUGACACCAGUUCAAAAUUAGCUUGGGAAGGCAUCACAUUUUGUGCCUGCAGUGGCAUGACUGGUGGUUGCUUUAGGUGAGUAUGUUGACACUUAUUAUAUGUGUUAUUGCACUACUGUAGUUAUCAUGUGUAAGUCUGAUAUACUACCAUGCAGAUUUUCCAGAUGUUCUCCUGAGCUUGACAACACAUCAGAGGUUGCAUGACCAACACUGUUAAGUUGCAACAUGAGGCAUUGAUGCCUAGCAAAGCAAAAAAAUUACACACACACAGACACACACACCACAAUUCUUCAUUAAUUGUUUUUGCUUUUUAGUGCAAUGAUUUUUCUGGUUGUAUACCAUUGCUGCUAAUGCUAUGGGCAAAGUUUUAGCAAACGUUGGAAGGUUGAAAAAAAAACAAAGAGAUGCCACUGCUGCUGUACAAUUAGUAAAUCUUAAUCUUUCCUGUUCAAGUUAUUAUUUUUCAUAUACAUGUAAUUCCUUGCUGUUCAAACUGUUGAGUCUCUGUAUUGCUUCAGUUUUAGUUGACAAAGUACUUUAAGACUUUACAUUUGGGCGUAUUGUGGUUCCAACCUGCGACUGACACUGCAAACACCAGGCUUUUAUUUUUGUAUUAAUUUCUCUCAAAAGUAUAGGAGAUUCCAACCAAAUAUUGAAGAAUCUCUUUAUUAAUUGAAGAAUCUUUUACUAAGAACUUAAUAAAGAGCAAGGUUCGCAAUACCGUACCGUACCGAAGUUUCGAUCUGGGCUCGGUACCGGUACGGUACGGUAUACCGCUCGGUACACCCAGGUGUACCGAGCGGUAUAUUCAGGCGUGCCGAGUACUGUAGCAGUUCUACAGUCUACACUACUGCUACAGUGACUCUACAGUACUACUACAGUGUCGGAACGGUAACAUAUGGUCCGCGUACCGAAAGUCUGUCGGACCGGUACUGCAAACCAUGAUAAAGAGAUUCUUCAUGAUAAAGGCAUCACGGCUCAAACACCGUGGCUUGCUCGGUGGCUGGAUCAAGAGAAGUUGAGCCAACAGAAGUGAAAUGCAAAGGUAAAAGUUUCCUGUUUACAGAAUAUGGAAUAGAAGUUGACAGAUGCAUGAUGUUUUUUUCUCUUUUGGAGCAGGAAUGGACAUUUACAACUUUUUCUUCAAAAUCUUUGUUUCCUGAGUGGAGAAACGCAAACAAGGGAACACUUGGUAUGAUGCCUGCCUUAUUCUCUUCUAAUGUACAACCAAGAGUGGAGAAGCCACUCCUCUUAUUCUUGCUAUACUUUCUCCUCUUGCUAUUUCUAUUGCUAUCCAGAGUAGUGUUUGAUAUUGGUGUUGCCCCGAAAUCCUAGUGGUUGACAUUAAUUUCAGUCAGUUCUCUAAACUGCAUGAUCUUUUGCAUUCUGAAUCUAAAGAAUCAAGCAUUGUGCAACUUAGCUUCGAUUUUGAGUGACACAUUGUUGGCAAAUUUACAUAUUGUGAUGCAAUAUUGACCGACUGUUUCUAAUAAUUGGUAAGCAUUUAUUUCAAACAAAAGAAUAUCAAAAAGGGCCUAACAGCAAGUGGCUUACAUAUCUUGGGAGGUAAGAAAAUUUGACUACCUUGAAUUGGUGAGUUAUAGGAAAAAUAUCUCAGAAUAAACUCCUCAAAAACCAAGGAUUUGCAGAAAUUUCCUUUACAAAAUUAACAAUUUCCAUUGAAUCGGAUUCAAUCCAGAAAGAGAGGAAAUAGUGAGAUAGCCGCUUUAAGGUCAUGGAGAAGGGGAGUGUUACCACCAUCAAGGGUUAGAGGGAUAGUGAUAAGAAUAUUUAGUCUCACAUUGGUUGGAUAGGAGAACCAAGUGCUUAUAAGCCUGUCGGGUUAUUCUUAUCCUCAGAGGUGUCUUUUGGGGCUUACGAGUCUAUGGCAAAACCGUGCGGGCACGCCCAAAGCGGAUAAUUCCUCGUGAGCCUAUGUGGUCGUACCAAUAAUGAUCAUAUGUUGACUUAUCAUAUUGACACUAAAAAGAGGGUCAUAAGCUCUUGGCUCCCCUGUGGAGGGAGCAUUGAUAAGGACAUUUAGUCUCAUAUUGGUUGAGGAGUAGGGGAACCAAGGGCUUAUAAGUUCGUCGUGCCAUCCUUACUCUCAGAGGCACCUUUUGGGACUCACAAGUCUCGAAAGGGCAAAAUCGUGCGAGCACGUUCAAAGUGGACAAUUCCUCGUGAGUCUAUGGGGUCACACUAAUGACAACCAAAUGUUAACUUGUCAGGUAGUGGGUCACACCAAUGACGACCAAAUGUUGACUUAUCAUGUAGUGUAGCUACCUGGGAUCACACCAAUGACGACCAAAUGUUGACUUAUCAUGUAGUGUAGCGUCUGCCUCCCAUCCAUAUUGGUUCACCAGUUUGGGAUUUGAUGAGAAAGCUUUUACCUAUAGGGAGAUCAGCCAUCAUAAAAGAACCAUUGAAUUCAAGGCAAAAAUUGAAGCUCAUUUGCUUGGUAAUGAAGAGCAUCACAUGUAUGAGUAACCUGUGUAGCUUUAUAUGAGUAACAACAUCUUUUUUCCCUUCAAAUUUAGCUCAACCUCUUGUUCAUGUUCAACACCUACAAACAAGUCAUUGGUGAAUAAAAUCUUGGGUACACCACAAGACCAUUAAAAGAUCAAGUCAAUUUCGAAGACAUGCAUGUAACUUGCUCAUGUUUCAUUUUAUUUAUUAUUUUGCUACUGGUUAAAUCAGUGGAGAUAUCCACUCUUUAGGAAGAUUAAAUAGAACCAUAAGAGGAGUGAAAGAAACAUCUAUAGUAUGACGUCGUAGUGGUUAACAUAAUAUUAUGCAGUUGAUACAAUUCUGAUUCCAGUCCAUAUAAAAACAUUUUGUAUGGAGUCUAAUAUAAUAAGAGAGAUGAAUUAGUUCUUGUAAAAAAACAUAGAGGGAAAGAAGUUCUUGAUGGAAUUCAGAUUCAAGUCCAUACAAACACAUUUUGUAUGGAGUCUAAUAUAAUAAGAGAUGAAUUAGAUCUUGAAAAAAGAAAUAGAGGGAAAGAAGUUCUUGAUAGAAUUCAGAUUCAAGUCCAUAUAAAAACAUUUUGUAUGGAAUCUAAUAUAAUAAGAGAUGAAUUAGUUCUUGAAAAAAGAAAUAGAGGGAAAGAAGAAAAUAAUAGAUGAUAUGAUGUCGGAAGAAAAGGAAAAUUUGGAUGUAUAGGAUUAGCCAAUACUAAAUUUCAGAUCAUUUUCAAAGUAGAACAAGCAACAGGAUAAAAUUUUAAGUCCAUUAAAUCUAAAAGUCAACCUAUCCAGACGCUCAAUUAGUUGUCUGGGUGGGCAAGUUGAACCAGACAUGGCUCAGGCUCUCGCUCAAGCCCAAGCGCCAGGAGGAACAAGUGCCCUGUCAAGCUCUUGUCGUUGCGGGGUUUUUCUCGAUGAACAACGACAAUGAUAUCUCUUGUCAGGCUUCUUCCCCUUGUGAUGUCUCUCUUUCUCUCUUUUUCUUCCUCCUUUAUCAUUGUGCACUUCCUUCUUUCUCGGUCAUCGCAGCCCCCACAUACCCCACUUGCCCCCACCCCUCCUCCCUCUUCCGAUAUCUAAAUGAGACUAUUGUUCAAAAAAGUUGCACUUGGAGGAGGAAAGAAGGAUCUUCCAGUGCUGUUUUGUGAUGGAGAUUUAAAUUUCUCUUUCAUCAUUUGUGAAUUCACCUUGAGAGGGUGAAAUAUUGAUAUAAGUGAUAAUUUGCUAAAUCAUUUUAUCAACUUGGUUCAGGUAAGGGUCUAUUCACUUUUUUUUUGUAACUUUGAUGAACUUUGCAAGCUUUAUGUUGGUUUCUUUAAGUCUUGAAUCAGCUACAUAAUGCCUGAAUUUUGUCAAUUUUUAGUCAGGGCCAAGUUGUUUAUUUAAGAUGCCACGAUGGACCAUUUGAUUGUAUAGAUAUUUUUUGUCCAAGUUUUCUUUUACCUGACAUAUUUGGAGGUUCAUAUUUGGAAGGUUGAUUAUAUUGUGAACAUUCUCCCUCCCUAUGUACCAAAGAGCUUAAUUGAUUUUUUUCUUUUAACCCCAUCCCAUAUCUAUGUGGUGAUUAUCAAAGAUUGGGCUUCUGACAUCGAUAAAAUAUAAUAUAUAAUUUUGUCACAUCAGUAUUUUAGUUCUUAUACUAUUAAUGACUUUGAUGCCCAGUUACCAGUUAUCUUAGCUUUUUGCUGCUGCUAAUUUUUUUCAAGACAGUUGUCAUUUUUUUCGGAUCUAAAUGGAAGAUAGAUCUUAGUUGACUUUGUUGUUUUUUUCUCAAAAUUUAAUGCUACUCUGUGCAAAUGUGGUAAAAUUCAUUUUUAUGGCACAUUACUUUAAACAACAAUCUAAAAGCAAAAUGCAGGACUGUGAGGUGGAAUGUGUCUCUUAGUGAUGCACUUUGUGGAAAAUUGACUUUAAUGGACAACAUGGAAUAAUUACAUGAGGAUAGAAUGGAGAUUAUAUAUGAAUGCACAUGGAAUAAUUACAUGAGGAUAGAAUGGAGAUUAUAUAUGAAUUGCAUUCGGCAUAUGGAUAUCCUUUGUCCAUAUUAAUUGUGAAAGAAAUUAUUACUCGGUGUUCUCUCUAUUUCAGGUGUUGUGUUGUUGGAAUAUUUCAAAGAACAUGCAGAAAGUGCCUGUGCUCCCUAAGUUGGCUGAGACAUCGGCUCAUCGCUCUAUGGGUUGGUAUGACGCCGAGGCGUAGAGGCAUGUGGGAAGGGUAAGUCCUGAAAUUUUUGAAGAAAAUCUCAUAUGCAUUUUUGAAGAAAGUGCUAUAAUUCUCUCGUGCAUGCUUAUAUUCUUUGUUUAUAUUCUGCAACUUGUUUAUCCUUCCUAAAAACUUUGGCUGUGCACUUAUUGCCAACUGAGUUGCACACUCAUCUAUUUCUUUCUAGAUUAAAGUAAAACACUAAUCAGGCAGAUGAAGUGCAUCAAAGUUGCUAGUCAUCAGUAGUUGUCGGCAUGGCUUUAUCUAUCAUACAUGUAAAACACAUGCUAAAGAGAAAUCCAAAUUUGAAUCACUAAUUUUGAUGUGGUUUCUUAUUUAGUUUUAUCUCAAGUUGGUUUGCAUAUAACAUACUUGUUCAUUAUGUUAUGGUUGAACUAAACCUAGAACUAUUUGUUCCUUAACAAGCACUAGAUUAAAUUGAAGCCAAUGCACAAGAACAGAAGAACUGCAUAGAUCUGAUGCAGAAUAGGCGUCCACAU
Messenger RNA from Musa acuminata AAA Group (dessert banana), 6554 nucleotides. RefSeq lists its product as uncharacterized. The transcript is spliced from 13 exons. Bases 278 to 1366 code for a protein of 362 amino acids. The record is from RefSeq and is a predicted model, not a curated record. NCBI's taxonomy places the organism in Eukaryota, Viridiplantae, Streptophyta, Magnoliopsida, Zingiberales, Musaceae.